AUGGAAAUCAAGGAUAAAAACCUCUUUAAAUGGCCGAUCAAAACAAAGCCAAUCUCGUAUCCCUGGGAUCGGUGUUGGUAUUGCCUGUUCCAUCGAGAAACCGGACAUAAUACCUCCGAGUGCAUUCGUCUUAAGGAGGAAAUUGAGUCCAUAAUACAGAAUGGGUAUCUCAAAGAAUUUGUAGACCGGCGACGAGGGACCCUCCCCUCUACAUCGAAAGAAAAAUCUCUAGUCAAAAUCCAAGACCCCACGAGAGAAAUUCGAACAAUAUCUAGCGGUCCCGUAGGAGGGGAGUCAAGUAGAAAGCGAAAGAUUCAAGCCAGACAGGCACGGGUAAGGCUAUAUGAUCAUACUAUUUAUACUGCUACUACUAACCAUAAGACCCCUACUCUGUGUUUCAAUGCACUUGAGGCUCAGGUUCUUCAUCAACCUCAUAAUGAUGCACUGGUCAUUACGCUGGUUAUAGCGAAUAUUAGAGUGCACCGCAUUCUAGUGGAUGGGGGAAGUUCGGCUUAUGUGCUCACCUUAAGAACAUUUGACGAAAUGCGUAUUGGAUGA
Molecule: messenger RNA, 558 nt
Organism: Momordica charantia (bitter melon)
Lineage: Eukaryota; Viridiplantae; Streptophyta; Magnoliopsida; Cucurbitales; Cucurbitaceae
Source: RefSeq, a predicted model, not a curated record